Messenger RNA from Sodiomyces alkalinus F11, 633 nucleotides. Its product is annotated as aspartate racemase. Bases 1 to 633 code for a protein of 210 amino acids. NCBI's taxonomy places the organism in Eukaryota, Fungi, Ascomycota, Sordariomycetes, Glomerellales, Plectosphaerellaceae. The record is from RefSeq and is a predicted model, not a curated record. The transcript has 2 exons.
AUGAAGACCAUCGGCCUCCUAGGGGGCAUGUCCUACCAUUCAACCACCAUCUACUACACCCAGAUCAACGCCCACGUACAACGUCUCCGAGGCGGCGUCAACGCAGCCUCCCUCAUCCUCCACUCCUUCAACUACGCCGACACGUCCCGCCUCUUCGCAGCCAACGACUGGGACGGCAUAGCCGCCAAAUUCAUGGCCGCAGCCGCGCACCUCGAAGCCGCCGGCGCAGACGGCAUCGCCAUCGGCUGCAACAUCGGCCACAAAGUCGCGCCCCGGCUCGAAGCCGCCGUCGGCCUACCCGUCGCGCUGCUCGCCACCAAGGCGGUCAUGGAUGGCGAUUUCAUCACGAGUAGGCUGGCGGAGCGGGCGGGCGUUGAGGUCCUGCUCCCGCGUCAGGAGGACAGGGUGGCCAUCGACGCGGCUGUCUUUGGAGAACUGGCUGUGGGGAAGGUGACGCCCGAGAUUACCGGGUUGAUAACGCGGGUUGUUGACGAGUUGGUUGCUCAGGGUGCUGAGGCUGUCGUGCUUGCUUGCACUGACUUGCAGUUCGUCUUGACGCCUGAGAAUGUCAAGGUCCCGUUGCUCGAUACUUUGGAGAUACAUGCGAAAGGUUUGGCCGAGUGGUCGGUCUAG